AUGAGUUCAUUAUUCUAAGGGAUCAAAUUAAAUAUUUUCACUGUAAACAUCAUAACUAAACAAUCUAUCAAUUGCCCUGCCCUUACAAUAGUUAUCGAAAAUUAAGUUGAUAUUUAAUUAUAUUUAAAAUCUACAAAUUGCUAUUUUAAGCAAUUGUUAUCAUAAAAUGGAGAAUAGUCAGCUGGUAGGGAAACUAAGUUAAUUGCAGUACAAAGACCUAAAGUUGAUAAGCGCCACUAUGGAAGACAACCAAAGAAAUAUAAUCCUUUAAUAUAUAUAAUUUGA
Molecule: messenger RNA, 285 nt
Organism: Tetrahymena thermophila SB210
Lineage: Eukaryota; Ciliophora; Oligohymenophorea; Hymenostomatida; Tetrahymenidae
Exons: 1
Source: RefSeq, a predicted model, not a curated record